Argiope bruennichi is the source of this 1199-nucleotide messenger RNA. RefSeq names its product oxidoreductase NAD-binding domain-containing protein 1-like. Lineage: Eukaryota; Metazoa; Arthropoda; Arachnida; Araneae; Araneidae. The transcript has 7 exons. Gene Ontology annotation, cellular component: mitochondrion. Bases 192 to 1103 code for a protein of 303 amino acids. Gene Ontology annotation, molecular function: oxidoreductase activity. The record is from RefSeq and is a predicted model, not a curated record.
CUAUGAAAUCGGCGCUGACAGUAAAUAAGAGUUUUAAAUAAAAACUAAAUUAGUUCACCUCACCUUUAAUCUAAAUCUGAAUAUGCAGCCUUUCAAUUUUUAAUAAUUUUCAAAGAUAUAUUUUAGUAAAAGAUUUGUUUCAGCUAGAUUGAAUAAUGCGCAUUGACUGAUAAGCAUCAUUUAGAUUAGAUAUGAUUACUAAAUUUAUUGAAACUUAUUUUCCACAAAUUAUCAAAUUUUCUCAUUGCAUAACAUGUCAAAGGCAGAUUCAUGGACAAGUAAUUCAAUAUUCAAGUAGAGCUGAUUUUCGAAUGGCUCCUAAUGUAUUUCGUCAAAAGAAAAUUUAUACUGCUAUAGUUCAAGAUGUAUUUAAUGCUUCAUCAACUAUAAAAAUCUUACGCCUUUAUGUCAAAGAAGCGGGAUUUUCUUUUAAAGCUGGGCAAUGGGUAGAUUUUUAUGUACCUGGUAUUCAAGAAGUUACCGGUUAUAGUAUGACAUCUCCUCCAAAUGAAGCAAAAGAAAAGGGUAUCCUAGAACUAGCUGUCAAAUAUGGAAGUUUUCCUCCCACACACUGGGUACACACUAGUUGUACAUCUGGUACAGAAGUUCAAAUUAGAGUAGGUGGUGACUUUUACUAUGAUCCACUAGCAAAUCAGCAAGAGGCUGAAGCUAACCUUCUACUUGUUGGUGGAGGUGUGGGUAUAAAUCCUCUGGUGUCUAUAUUGUGUGAAUAUAGAGACCUGUUGUUAGCAAAACAAUUUCGGCCUGAAGUAAUGGUUCAGCCUGGAAAAGUUCAUCUAUUAUAUAGUGCUAGAACUGAAAGUGAACUUGUUUUUAGGGAUACUUUCACUGAAAUGGAAAGAGAACAUCCAACUUUGACUUGCCAGUAUUUUGUAACAAGACAUCCUCAUGAACGUGUAUCAAGUCCAGGUAUUCAUUAUUCUCGUAUAGAAGAACAUAAUGUUGCAGAUUCAGUUAAAACCUUAGGGAAGAAGACAUUGUGUUAUGUCUGUGGACCAUCUACUAUGACAGAUGAUGUAGCCAAUUGGCUCCUUAAAUUAGGUAUUGAAAAAAAGUAUAUCCGCUAUGAAAAAUGGUGGUGACAUAUAUUUAUGUUAUAAAAAUUAUUUUAUUUGCCAGAGAUUUGUAUAACUUUAUAAAGUUUGUAUAAUAAAUUUUAUGUAUUAGAAAAAUGAAAA